Trifolium pratense (red clover) is the source of this 1910-nucleotide messenger RNA. RefSeq names its product soyasapogenol B glucuronide galactosyltransferase-like. Gene Ontology annotation, molecular function: UDP-glycosyltransferase activity. The record is from RefSeq and is a predicted model, not a curated record. The transcript has a single exon. Bases 315 to 1805 code for a protein of 496 amino acids. Lineage: Eukaryota; Viridiplantae; Streptophyta; Magnoliopsida; Fabales; Fabaceae.
CCCAAAUGGGUUCUAGCAAGCAUAAGGUUACUAGGAGUUCUCUUAAACAAGGUAUGUUCCUACUUCCUAUCAUACAGUAUAUUCUUUUCCUCCUUGUGAAUUUUUUUAGAUGAUUAAUUUAGGCCCAUUAUGGCUGAAGUUAUGGUUGCGGAUCAUAAUUUAGAACUACUUUUAGGCCAAUCACGUGAAUGAAAUUCUCUGAUAUAUGUUUGAAAACCAUUUUCUUUAUCUAUAUAUCUCAGGAACAAGGCUUCAUCUCCCAUUAAGAUCUCAAAACAGAAAACUAUACAUCAUCCUAAUAGAUUAUAAAAGCAAUGGAGUCUCAACAGCUUCAUGUAAUUUUUGUUCCAUUUCCAACUCCUGGCCAUAUGAUUCCCAUGAUAGACACAGCAAGACUAUUUGCCAAACAUGGUGUUAAUGUUACCAUCAUUGCUACUCAUGCUAAUGCUUCAACAUUCCAAAAAUCCAUAGACACCGACUUCAAUUCAGGAUACUCCAUCAAAACUCAACUUAUUCAGUUCCCUUCAGCUGAAGUUGGUCUCCCUGAUGGAGUUGAAAAUGUCAAAGAUGGAACUUCCAGAGAAAUUCUUGGUAAAAUCACUCAAGGAAUAUUGAUGCUUCAAGAUCAAGUUGAGAUUCUGUUACAAGAACUUAAACCAGAUUGUAUAGUCUCUGAUAUGACUUAUCCUUGGACAGUUGAAUCAGCUGAAAAACUAAACAUUCCAAGGAUUUACUUUUACAGUUCAAGCUACUUCUCCAAUUGUGCAAGCUAUUUUGUCAGAAAGUAUAGACCUCAUGAUAGCUUAGUUUCUGAUAUACAGAAAUUUACUAUUCCUUGUAUACCUCAUACCAUUGAGAUGACACCUUUGGAGCUAGCUGAUUGGAUUAGAGUGAAGAAUUCAAUCACAGGCCUUUUUUAUGCAAUGUUUGAAUCAGAGAAAAAAAGCUAUGGAACACUGUACAAUAGUUUUCAUGAACUAGAAAGUGAUUAUGAGAAACUUAGUAAAACUACAAUGGGGAUUAAAUCUUGGAGUAUUGGACCAGUUUCAGCAUGGACUAAUAAGGAAGAUGGAAAAAAGGCUAAUAUGGGACACAUGGAGAAGAACAUUGGAAAAGACCAAGAAUUAAUAAAUUGGCUUAACUCAAAGCCAAAUGAUUCUGUGCUGUAUGUAUGUUUUGGAAGCCUUAAUAGGCUUUUUCAUGCACAGAUUGUAGAAAUAGCUCAUGGACUUGAAAAUUCAGGUCAUAAUUUCAUUUGGGUUGUUAAAGAAAAGGAUAAAGAUGGUGAUGGAGAAGCUUUUCUACAAGAUUUUGAGGAAAGAAUGAAAGAAAGCACGAAGGGAUAUAUCGUAUGGAACUGGGCACCACAACUUCUGAUAUUGGAUCACCCUGCAACGGGAGGGAUUUUGACUCAUUGUGGUUGGAACUCAAUUCUUGAAAGCAUGAAUUCUCGUUUGCCGAUGAUCACAUGGCCGAUGUUUGCUGAGCAAUUUUACAAUGAGAAGUUGCUCGUUGAUGUUUUGAAGAUUGGAGUUUCAGUUGGAUCAAAAGUGAACAAGUUUUGGCUUAACAUUGGUGAAGAGGUAGUAGUGCAAAGGGAUGAUAUAACAAAGGCUGUGGAAAUUUUGAUGGGAAACGGUCUAGAAGGAAAAGCAAUGAGGAUGAGAGCAAGAAGCCUUGGUGGUGCUGCCAAUAGAACUUUAGAGGAAGGUGGGCACUCUUAUAAUAACUUGAUCCAGUUAAUAGAUGAGCUGAAAUCAUUGAAGAUAGCUAGAGGACUUGAAAAAAUCAGAUUAGAGAAUUGAAUUGGUGUAUUAAUUAAUAAUGACAUUGGGUUAAUGCUAUUGCUCUAGGAGUUACAGCUGGUAGGUUUUAUGAAGCUUUUUUAUUUUGUAAUAAAAUGAUCUCAG